CACACGCGAGAACAUGUCGGCGGAGUAAGAGCGGAGGUUCUGCACGCAAACGGCUUCCACAUGAGGGAUGUGAAGAUGUGGGCCUUGAUGGGAGCCGUGUGCCUGUGCCACUGUGUAGUCGGACAGCUGCUGAAAGGAGCGCCUCGUCUCCUCUGCAGUGUGCCGGGGGCGCCGGGACCACCCGGCAAGCCCGGUCCGGCCGGGACCCCGGGAGCGGACGGGAACCCGGGCGUCCCGGGGCGAGAUGGCAGAGAUGGCAGGACGGGGGUGAAGGGAGAAAAGGGGGACCCAGGUUUAAAGGGCCGGGUAGGCCCCACGGGUAAGAUCGGCCAGCGGGGCGAACGAGGACCUACGGGUAAGCGAGGUCCUGCGGGGGAGGAUGGAGACGGAGGCCCGCUGGGCCCUCUCGGCCGCGACGGCGAAAAAGGACAAAAAGGCCAACGUGGCAUUCGAGGGGAGCCUGGGGAAUGCAAAUGCGCGAGCCUCACCCCCAAAUCGGCUUUCUCCGUGGGCGCCACCAACAGCUACCCGGUGGAGAAGACCCCGAUAAAGUUCGACAAGGUCCUCCUCAAUGAAGGCGGCCAUUACAACCCCCGGACGGGCAAGUUCAUCUGCGCCUACCCUGGCAUUUAUUACUUCUCUUACGACAUCACGCUGGCCAACAAACACUUGGCCAUCGCGCUGAUGCACAACGGACAACACCGCAUCAAAACCUUCGACGCCAACACGGGCAACCACGACGUGGCCUCCGGGUCCACGGUGAUGUUCCUCAAACCUGAAGACGCCGUGUGGUUGGAGAUUUUUUACCACGACCAGAACGGAUUAUUCGCAGACUCGGGCUGGGCCGACAGCUUGUUCUCCGGUUUCUUGCUUUACGCCGACACCGACUACUUUGACACACUGGAUGCAAACAACGAAUAA
Messenger RNA from Nerophis lumbriciformis (worm pipefish), 921 nucleotides. The record is from RefSeq and is a predicted model, not a curated record. NCBI's taxonomy places the organism in Eukaryota, Metazoa, Chordata, Actinopteri, Syngnathiformes, Syngnathidae.